Messenger RNA from Cydia fagiglandana, 3165 nucleotides. Its product is annotated as proton-coupled amino acid transporter-like protein pathetic. The transcript is spliced from 7 exons. Gene Ontology annotation, biological process: amino acid transmembrane transport. Gene Ontology annotation, molecular function: L-amino acid transmembrane transporter activity. The record is from RefSeq and is a predicted model, not a curated record. The coding region runs from base 393 to 1778 and encodes 461 amino acids. NCBI's taxonomy places the organism in Eukaryota, Metazoa, Arthropoda, Insecta, Lepidoptera, Tortricidae.
GUAAUGUAAUUGUAUUAUUGUAAUGAGGAAUGGGCGCUUACAAAUCAAUUUUAUUUGGUGAUAACCAAUUAUCUUAUCAACGAUUCUUCAAGCAUUCUACUAGCAUUUUAUUGACUGUGACGAGAGAAGUCAAGACGGAAUGACGUUAUCGGUUUUCGUCAUAAUACGCACGCUCGUCCUCCGAUUUGUACGGAUGAUUAAAUGUUAAUUAAUUUAUAUAAAUCGCGCGGAUAAUAACUGCACUAAGUAUUCAAACUCGAUUAAGUGUAUGCAAAUUCAGUCAUCAAAUCGAUUGUUUAAAGGUUCUUCAUGCCGUGAAAAUAACAUCGCAGCGAUCGCGCAAAAUAUUCUAAUGGAAUUUAGAUAUUAAAAAGUUUCGAAACUUAAUUAUAAUGAGUGAUGAAAAACAACCACUUCUCACGGGGCCCUGUAUUGCUAUAGAGCAUGCAGAGGUGCAGAGGGAAGCCGUGGAGUUGUCCAGUGAUGCAAUAUUACCGAUCAAAGAUGAGAAACCGAAGGCGGACUACUGCCCGGCCUCGGAGCGACACCUGGAGCACCCCACCUCCAACUUGGACACGAUGAUACAUUUGCUGAAAGGGAAUAUUGGCACAGGGAUCCUGGCUAUGCCUGAUGCCUUCAAAAAUGCGGGGUUAUUGUUUGGCGUAUUCGGCACGCUAUUCAUGGGCGCGGUGUGCACGCAUUGCAUGCACAUGCUGGUGCGGUGCUCGCGCGAGCUGUGCAUCCGGAACCAGCGGCCGGCGCUCGGCUUCCCCGAGGUGGUGGAGGACGCCUUCGCGUCCGGCCCGGUGCCGUUGAGGCCGUACGCUAAGAAAAUGAAAAACGUGAUCAACGUGUUCCUCGUCAUAACUCAACUCGGGUUCUGCUGCGUCUACUUCCUAUUCGUCGCCACCAACUUACAAGACACAUUCCGAUUCUUCCACAUCAACUUGAGCGUUCACAGCUAUUUAGUUCUACUCUUCCUACCUAUAGUAGCCCUCGCCAUGGUGAAAAACCUGAAGUAUUUGACCCCAGUGUCGCUGAUAGCGAGCAUAAUGACCGCUUGGGGGUUGAUGAUUACGUUCUACUACAUAUUGCAAGACUUGCCGAAGACGAAUUCGGUGAAACCUUUCGCGAGCUGGCAUCAGCUGCCGCUGUAUUUCGGGACCGCUAUUUAUGCUUUUGAGGGGAUUGGUGUGGUUCUACCGCUCGAGAACAACAUGAAGACACCCGAAGACUUCGGCGGUUGGAACGGAGUCCUCAACACCGGCAUGGUGAUAGUUGCUGCUCUAUACACUGCUAUCGGCUUCUUCGGGUAUCUGAAGUACGGAGAACAUGUGCUUGGCAGCAUCACGCUCAACUUGCCAAAUGACUUUCUAGCACAAAGCGUCCGCGCAGUGAUGGCGGCGUCCAUAUUUCUUUCGUACGGACUGCAGUUCUACGUGCCCAUGGGCAUCGUGUGGCCCGCCGUCAAGUCGCGACUGACGUCCGAAAAUGCACUCAAACACGGCGAAUCCGUCACGAGACUCGUAUUGAUCACUAUCACAUUCGCCGCCGCCGCAUUAAUCCCGAACCUAAGCGGCAUCAUUUCCCUGGUGGGCGCCAUCAGCAGCUCAGCCCUAGCGCUCAUCUUCCCGCCCAUCAUCGAGAUCAUGACCUUCUGGCCCGACAACCUCGGCAACCACAACUGGAUGCUGUACAAAGACCUCCUGCUGAUAUUGUUCGGGUUGACCGGGUUCGUGUUUGGCACGUAUGCCAGUGUGAGCAAUAUUUUGCAUUGAGGCGGUUGGAUGGAAAGCUAAGUUUGAUGGAAUGAGGUUAAAGCUUUUUGUGUCAAAGACGUGAAAUGAGUAUCUAGAUCAGAGGGGCUAAUGUACCUAAACAUAGAAAUUCGAAUAUUGCCUAUCUGUAUCCUGUCACUCGAAUUAUGUUUUAAAUGCGAUAGAGAUAAGACCUUAUUCGAAUUCCGAUCUUCGCGGUAGCCGUCCUAAAAGCUUGUACGGUCAAGGAAUUUAUUUUGAGCAUCAUUUUGUUCUAAUGGCUCUUGAAGUAAAUUGUCGAGGUCUUCAAAUGACCCAAGUAAAUAUUAUGACGUCAUUUCACGAUUAGUACAAUUACAAGCUUCACAAGCAGCUUAACGUGUUGCCGCGUCUAAUUGAACUAACAACUUUGACACAAAACGACAAGGCGGAAUUUAAAAGGAGUUCUACCAAAUAAUAAUAAACAUGAAGUGGAUGGUAAGCUUACUAUAGCCUCCUAAUGCCACUGAAUUUUGAACCUAUAAUGCAGGCAAUAGAGUUGAUUUUGUUUUGUUUGAAAAUUGAACGAAAUAAAACAAUUUUGCAACUCUAUUCCUAUUUUAAUAUGGUUUAAAUUUCAUGGAAAUGAUUAAGUACUAUAGGUAGGACCUUGGGCCUUAGGAGGAUAGUUUUUUUUUUAAUUCGCAUGACGUGGCAUUCAAUAGGUUUGACCUAAACCUUUGAAAACUGUCCUAUUAAACUAUAUGUUUCAAGCUUGCCUGAGUGAAUACCCUGAUCUAUGGUCUCCUUACCAAAGGGCCCAUUGCCAACGUCAAAAACCUUAUCUGCUUCUCUGUUGCUCUAAUAUACAAGAGUGAGAGAGAGACAGAUAACGAUUCUCGAUGUUUCGACGUUGGCGGUAGGCCUACAAGUCCACUGACGAUUUGGAUAACCAAAGAUUUUGAUAAACAUUUAUUUAUUUUCCCGAUCAUGACAAUAAUUGUAUGUAGCAAGAUUUUAGAUCUGAUUUUCCUUUUUAUAUUAUUAUAUAGCUGUUAAAUGAAUUAUUUUUAAAAGAAUCGUGACUUAUUGAUAAAAAAGUAUUAUUGUAUUUUAAAUUCAAAUUAUGAGAUGUUAUUAGAGUAAUUAUUAAAUGUGUCGUUCUCAGAAAAAAGAGACUUUACUCAGUUGGCGCUAACAGCAGCGUCACUUUUGUACUUCUAACGCUCAUAUGUGGCUUUCCAUUAGAGAAGGGUUCUUAUGGUUCAUGUGCAUAAGGGUGGUAUUUCACCUGUCCAAUUUUAGGGUCCAAUUUGCAUUGCGUCUUUCGCACUAAGCAAAAUGUGAGACGCAAAUACACAUUGGACAAAGAAAUUGGACAGGUGGAAUCCUAUCCUUAAGGGCCUUUACAUCAGAAAAGUGUCCUAAU